This is a messenger RNA of Galleria mellonella (greater wax moth), 8831 nucleotides long. Its product is annotated as 227 kDa spindle- and centromere-associated protein-like. NCBI's taxonomy places the organism in Eukaryota, Metazoa, Arthropoda, Insecta, Lepidoptera, Pyralidae. The coding region runs from base 268 to 4641 and encodes 1457 amino acids. The record is from RefSeq and is a predicted model, not a curated record. The transcript has 20 exons.
CUUCUCCGACACGGCGGCCGUACAUCCCAGCUGUCCCGGCGUGCAGUCAGUCUCUCCCGAUGCUUCAGAGCGUGUUAUGUUGCCGUAAGGUCUCUGCCACCCGCGCCACCCACUACACUGAUCCCACAACACCAGAGCAUUAACGUACCCAACGGAAUACCAUAACAAUUGUCAUCAUACAAAAUGUAGUGUGCUAAUGGCGUAGUUGUGAUAUUAGUGCCUGUGUGUGUUUGUUUAUAAAUAGGUGAUGAUUACACGUGAUGUGUGAUGUUUGUGUGGGGUUACAUUAGGAAGUACAUCGGUAUGGGCCUACCGGAUCUCACGGAGGUGCGCGCGGAGCGCGACGUGCUGCAGGCGCGCAUGUCGGAGCAGGCGCUGAAGAUCUCGUCGCUGGCGGCGCGCCUGCAGCAGCAGCGCAACGACGCGGAGGCGCUCGCGCACAGCGCCGCCAGCCAGCUCUCCGUGCAGCUGCACGACGCGCUCGCACAGGUACAGAGAUUGAAGGAUGAACUGGAGGCGAAAGACAAACAGAUGACACGAUUAAAACAAAGCCUGGAGGAGAGAGAUAAACUCAACGAUCAACACCAAACAUUAUAUGGAAAUUCAUGUAAUCCGAAAGACAAAGUUAUUAUACUAGAAUGCGAGUUAUCUGCGGCGCAAACUCGCAUUGCCCAGUUAGAAUCACUGGCAAGAAGUUUGGAAUCAGAUAAGGAACAAAUGCAAGCUAAUAUUAGGGACCACCAGAGAGCGUUAGCUGAGAAAGAAGACCAACUGCAAGAAUUGUUAGCAUUAAAACUAGACGAUGAGAACCAACGGGACGAGGGUACCAACGAAAAAAGCGAUGUCGUAGAAGGCAAGGCGUCUGCUAGGACGCUUAGUGAUAUAGUUUCCAUAUCAGAAUUUGACGAACAGGAUUUACAAAUGAGGAGGGCGGAAUUAAAGGCCCAAAACUUGAGCUUGUCUGGCGCGCCGUACGCAUCCGAUACUCGAGACAAGAGUCAAUUGAAUAGGACGUUGCCCCCAGAUUUGCAGCGAGCGAACAUGAGUUCUCUCAAUAUCGAAUUUAUCGAUCAUUUUGACGUGCAAGAUAAUACUCCACGCGCUGACUCACUGCCCGCACAUCUCACUUCCACACAGAAUAAAGAUAUGCUCAAUCAAUAUAAAAGAAAUGUUAAUGAGACUACAAUGUUUGGAACUAUUGGUUUUGGGGAAAGUGUUAAGCAUUCUACUGCUCCUAAUAUACCGGAUAAUUGCUCAAUGUAUCCUAACAGGGAAAUAAAUGAUACAAAAGAUGUAAGCGUUGAACCUAAGAAGAUCAACUUCUCUAUGGAAGCAUCGAAUGAUAAUAAAACUCACGAAGAAGAAGAAUUUACGUCUUUACGUGAAUUAGGGAUAAAUCUUGACAUCAAACAAGAAAACUUUCCUGAUAUACUGACUCAGCUAAAACAUGAAAUAAAAAAAUCUAAAACUGAAUUAGAAAACUGUAAGUCUGAAUUGAAAAAUGCUGAGGAACAGUUAUGUGAAUUUCCGGCUCUUAAGGAAGAAGUGGAAGAGCUUAAAGGACUAUUAGAAAAUACCAUGGCUACAAUGGAAACGGACAAGAAAUUUUAUGAAAACCAACUAGAAAAUUUCUCAUCAAACAAGAAACUUCUGGAACAGAGAUUAACAGAACUAACACAAGAGGUUAACGAAAAAUCCAAAGACUUACAUUUGCUCAAAGAAGAUAUUUUAAGAAGAGAAAACAUGAUACUAGAAUUAGCCAAAGAAAAACGCAACCUGACUAAUAAAUUAGCUGAAUUAGAAGUGAAAAUUGAUGAGCUUCAAAGCAGAAACAAAUCCCUGGAAAAAUGUGAAUCCGAGAACCAUCAGCUAAGAGAGAAUGUAACGGAAUUACAAAAACUCGAACAGUUGGUCUCCGAAAAGAAUCAACAAAUAGAUAGUCUAAAUCAACACUUAGACAGAUUUGACGAUUUGCAAAGAUGUCUUAACGAUAAAACUGAAGAAUUAGAAAAUUUAAAGGAAUCAUUCGAAGAGAAAUCUACUGAACUUUAUCAAUUGCAAGAUUCUAUAGAAGCACUGAAAUGUGAUUUGAGUAAAGCCAACGAAGAGAACGAGCAACUCAAUAGUAAUAAUAAAGAACUGAAACUAAUAUUAACAAAACUAGAAAAAGAACAAGAGAAUGCAUCUUUGAAACUUCAGAACAGCGAGACCGAGUUGGAAAGAAUGAAUUCCUUAAACAACGAACUUGCAACGAAGAUCGACGAGCUUAAGUUACUGACGGACAAACUUAAAGAUAAAGAAACAGAGAUAGAAAUACUCCAUGAAGACAUAAAUUCUUUUCAUGAGGAAAUAGCUUGUUUGAGGGAGCAGCUGAAGAUGGUGUCGCGAAGUCCAUCGCCGAAGAGUAAGAACGGCGAAGAAAUAAAGUCGCCAAAGACUCACGCCAGUAACGACAAGAAGCAGCUGGUUAAGAUAAGGAAACAGAUAACGCUGUUGCAACACGAGCUUGACUUUAACAAGAAGGAGCUUAAUGACAAAGCAUUCGAAUUAGCAAAAGCCAAGCUAGACGUGACAGAGCUGACGAACAAUGUGAGUCAGGCGAACAAGCAGGUGUCGGACAAGGAAAGGGCGAAUACAGAGUUGCAGCAACAGGUGGAGGGUCUGCAGCAGCAGAUACAGCAGCUGACGGCCGACAGGCGGCAGAUGAGCGAGCAGCUAGAGAUUGUAAUGGCCAGAAUGAGGGAAGAGUCGAACGUUUCGGAGCUGAAGGCCAAGUUGCAAGAAAAGGUGGAGCGGUGUCACGAGCUUGAGAAUGAAAUGCAAGAACUAAAGGAACUCCUGGACAGGCAGUCGCCGCUGGAGGCGCGGCUGGAGGCUCGGCUGGAGGCUCGGCUGGAGGCUCGGCUGGAGGCGCGGCGCUCGCCCACGGCCGAGCUGGAGCGCGCGCUGCGCGACCAGCUGCACUACUCGCACGCGCUCGACCACCGCAUCAUGGACCAGAUAUUGUCUGCAAGCAGCGAUGAGCACGAAGACAUUCCGCGGCUCGCUCUAAAUACGUCCAAGUCGUCGAGCUCGGCGCCGUCGGCGUCGCCGUCGCCGUCGCCGUCGCGCGCGUGGCGGCUGCGCGCCGACAACGAGCGCCUGCAGCUGCAGCUGGCCGCGCUGCACGCGCGCCUGCACGACAAGGACGCGCUCAUCGCCGAGCUCAACCGCGUCCGCGACCGUCUCGUGCAAGACUGGCAGACCAGCAAGAUGCGCUACGAGGCGGAGCGCGACAACGCCGCCCGCCUGCAGCUGCUGCUCGACACGCACAAGGAGACCGCCGAUUCCUUACAGAAUCAAGACUCGAACAUGAUCGAGAUCCUGAAGAAGCGGCUGGAGAGCGCAAUGCAGUCUGAACUGGAGUUGCAGCAGCGUGAACAGCAACAAAGGGCGCGCGUGGCGCAACUAGAGCGGCAGCUGCUAGCCGCCGAGCACGACGAGGACUCGCGGCACCGGCUGCAGCACGAGAUGGAGAACAACAGCCAGCUGAAGAGUGAGAUCUCGCUGCUGAAGUCGAAGCUGGAGGCGGAGCGCGUGCGGCACGCAGAUGCGCAGGCGCUGGUGGAGCGCGGCCGCGUGCAGGCCGAGCGCGAGCGCGACCAGGCCGCGCGACACUGCGCCGCGCUCAAGGCAGACCUCGCCGACCACAAGCGACUUAAGCACGACGCGGGAGUAGAGCUGAUCCGCGCCAAAGAGCUACUGCAGACACAGAGUAGCACCAUCAGCGAGCUGGAACGCCAGCUGGCCGCUGCCCGCCGCCCCGCUACACAAGUCACGCACGCGUUGACAGAAAUCGAGACGCAUAAGACAGAACUGGCCCGAGAGAUUGCCACCCUGAAGAAGUGCCUGAUGGACGCUAACAGCCCGGAGAUAGCAUCUUUACGCGCUGAACGGCAGCAGCUGCAGGACAAGCUGCAAACGCUGCAGCGGGAACUGCAGCAGCGAGCGCCGCCCACCGACGACAGGGACCAAGCGAUACGCUACCUUCACGGUCGAUGCCUGCGGCUAGAGAGCUGCCGGAAAGCGCUGGUGUGGCAGAAGAGGUACCUGCAGCGGGUGAUAGCCGGGUACACGGAGCUGGAAAAUAAACUACGGCUGCCCUCCUCGAGGAAGGUGGAGAGGAGCCACGGAAAGAAACGGUUCAAGUGCGCGGCUACAGUGAUCAUAAUAGUGGUCCGCAUGGGAUUCCUGGUGCGGCGACGGCAGCAGGCGCGCGCCGCCGCCGCCGCCGCGCUGCUGCAGCGCCCGCUCGCCACGCCCACCACACACGUCACGCUCGCCACGCCCACCACACACGUCACACUCGCCACACCCGCCACUGCUGGUCAGUCGGCGGCGGACGCGGCGACGCUGCAGCAGCGCGGCGUGCCGGCGGCGGCGCGGCGGCUUCUCAAGCACGAGUUGCGGCUCAACCUGCCCUCCUCGCCCGCAGUUGGCGAGUACACGCGACGGUCGCCGUACAGCGCCAACACGCCCCGUGACGAACCCUUCAUACUGAGCUCGCCCCGCGGCGAGGUGGCGACGGCAUACCUCAACAAGCUGGACCUUGUGAGCCGCUGCCUCAACCGAGCUAUGGACGCCUCCCGGGACCUGCCCUGAACGACAUCUUGUCAUCCCACGACCUAGCUUGUCUCACUUCGCGUUGUCGAUCUGCCUCGCUUGGUCAGUCUGCCUCAUGUUGUCAGUCUGCCUCGCACUGUCAGUCUGCCUCGCGUUGUUGAUUGAUCACUAGAUCCAACCACCGGAUUAUUCUUUUAUGGGGCGGUAUGCCACGUCGAAUGUGAUAUUUGAAGACAAAUUAACAUCCCAUUGGAAAAGUAUUAAAAGAAAAAUGUAAGAUAUUUUAUAGUUUGUAAUUUUUAUAUACUUAGGUAUAAUAAAAAAAAAAAUGUUAUGAUCUCAAGCCUUUUGGUGAUCAGAUCUGAGACAAGCGAAUGUUAAUGAAUUAAAAAAAAAAAUGUUUUUAAAUUUGUGUGUGGAACAGUCUUCAAAUUUAGAAUUCGACGCGGCGACACCCCUAGCAUUUCGUAUUACACAGUAUCCAUGCAUUUGUUACUGGCAGGUAGUAUAAGUAUUAGAUUAGUGCCAAACCUUAUUUGAUCGCGUUACUUAAUUUAUUUGUUAGCGUAUUGUUAAGCCGGAGUACGUAAUUCCAUGGAUUUCUUUAAUGUACGAUUGUUGACACUCCGCCUAUGUGUGUUUAUUAUUUCGUGCGAGAUGUAAAUGUGUUUUUAUCGUCCGUAGUCGCCAUAGACUAGUUUUUUUUUUUUUUUUUUUUUUUAUGAAUAUCAAUACCAAAUUUAUUACUGGCUGGAUAGGCUUUUUUCUUUUUUCCAUUCUCUUUACAAAUUAAGGUUCUUUUUUGUUAGUUUAUUGCUAAAUUUGUGAUUUAAACAUAAUUUUAUGGCGUCUAUACGACACUGAGAUGUAAAUUUCAGUCUUCUAGACACCGCGUGUCGUCCGUACUUGCCUUAGAACUAAUUAUAACGACAGACAAACACAAUGUAGAUAUUUUAUAGUUAAAAAAUUUAGAUGUAUUUUUCAAAUUAUUUAUUCAUUUUUGUAAAUAGUACCUAACUAAAUAUGUUUCCCAUUUUGACAUGUUGUAAGUUGACAUCACAUUAUCUUGUAGAAUAGUUUACAAUGUUCUCGUAUCGACUAUAGUGACUUAUUACGUUUUCGAAGAUAAUAUGGGGUAGACAUAUAUAUAUAUAUAUAUAUAUAUAUAUAUAUAUAUAUAUAUAUAUAUAUAUAUAUAUUAUUAAAAACUAUUAAUAGCUAGUUAAAUUAUUUGGCAAUUGCUGUCAAUGAUAAUUUUAAUUAUAUCCAUAAUAUAAUAAUAAUAAAAAAUUGUAUGGUUCCAAUAUCGACAUACGACAACAUAACCUUCAAGAAAAGAGUAUAUUCCUUUUUAAAAGGCCGGCAGCACACCUGCAAUGCCGCUGGUGUUGUGGGUGACCGUGGGCGGCGGUAGUCACUUACCAUCAGGUGAGCCGCAUGCUCGUUUGCCCCCUGUGUUGGAAAAAAAAUCGAUUUCAAAUUAUGAAAUCGAAAAAUUAUUUUUAUAUUUUUUUUUCACUCUAUGGUCACGAAUUCGCAUUUAGCUGCUGCUAAUAACGCCUUUGUCCACUAGUGGGACACUAAAUUGACUAUACAUUAAUUUUGAACAUCCCUAUUCAUAAACAUCGUAUAAAUAUAUUUUAAUCAUUAUUGAAAACGCUUCAAUAAUUAAUUAUUAAUACUUUAUUAGACAUUUGACGGGUUUAAUAAUUAAAAAGUUACAUGUCGAUACGGGAAAUGUAUUUUAUAGUUAAUAAACAAUGAAUUAUAGCACAAACCGAUGCCAUUUCGUCAAUAGUAGCAACAGUAUGGUUGGUUGACGCACGAAAGUACAAUUUAGAUGUAAGUUAGUUACGAACACGACUAGUCGAUCGACGUGCACACGAAUUUGCAAACUUUUAUGUGUAGCUGCCUAGGGCGUUUGCACAGACAACGGGCGACGUCUACAUUUGCUGUUAUUUUACAAUAUACAGAUAACGCUCUAUAUAAGCAACACUCUUUUUUUAUACAACUUAGAAUGGCAAACAAGCUGACGGCCCACCUGAUGGAAAGCGGUAACCGUUGCCUAUAUAUAUAUAUAUAUAUAUAUAUAUAUAUAUAUAUAUAUAUAUUUUAUAAAAACUUUUAUAUAUAUAUAUAUAAAAGUUUUUAUAUAAAAAAAAAGAUUUAAAACUCAAUGAUACUUUAAUAGGAUUUUUAUUGCAUGAUUAUUAUCUGCACUGUUUGAAUUAGAAAUAAGAUAUGUCUAAAGUUGUUUUGAAUUAUGGUAGAUACUGCAGAUGUUGCCAGUUUUACGUUUAAACCCUCUUGAGCACCGUUAUAUCUUAGUAAUCAAGUAUUUAGGUCAAAAACAAUUUAGUAUUCUGCACACACAAAAAAAAAAUAAGGCAUUUUUAUUGUAGAUUUUAUUGUAUCAUUAGAUCGAUAAAUAAAUUACACAGUAAUAUCCCUGUUAAAUAUUUCGUCCAAUUUUAGUAUCUAUAAUAAAUAUUCUUACUCUAAUAUGACUAUAAAUGAUUGUUGUUGGUGCAGGAAGGUAUUUUUUAAACUUAAUUUAUUAAACAUAUUUCGUUAAUAUUUUACUGAACUAAACAUUGAAAAGGAAUCACUGGUUAUUUGAUUACAAUUAUUUUGUUUAAUUCAGCCACCAUUUGUAUGCAAGCGACUGGCAACACUAGAAGAUCCAGUACUGGUAUUAUUAAUAGAAGUUUAACCUUUCCAUAUUAGUCGUCAGUGGCCGAUAACGCCUCCUUGUGGCCGCUGCAGGUCUAAAAGGGGGCGGUAAAAGAACCAGAAAAAAAAUGGGGCCGUUGUGUAGAGAUUUGGGGGGUGAUUAGUUGAUCUUGAAGUAAUAGUGGUUUUUAAGUAGGUGGAAAAAUGGGGGCGCUAAAAAAUAAUUUAUUCUCAAAGUGGGCAGUAGACAAAAUAAGUUUGGGAACCCCUGGUCUAGUUAAAUAUUUCGUUAUGUUUUCUCGCUGUGAACACGUCUCUACAGCUACACAUACAACUUUGCCGGACAUUAGAGCAGGCGGUGUUAUCGUGGAUCGUCUUGUGAUUGUGUAAAAUUGAUAUCAAACGAUCCAUCCGUUAAUGCUGCCUGUUCAACGUAACGUUAGACAAUAUUGUGCAAGCCAAAGUAAACGAAAGUAUUACGAAUGCUGUGUUUUUAAGAGAGGAUUCCAUAUUUUUUCAUGAGAUUCUUUGGCACAUGGUCAGUUAGCGCGGCUAAUCUAUGUACAAUUCCAAACGUUAUAAAAUUUAUAUAAAUAAAUAAUGCCUUCGAAAUAUUAUUGUUUUAUACAAAAUUUUAAUUAUUAUAAAUUAAACAUAGGUAUUAAAUAUAGACCUUUACUUGUAGGUUCCAUUUAUUUUAUUGAUUUGUUAAUUUCAUACAUACAUUAAGGUUUCAGGCUCAAUAAUUUGAUAAAAAUUCAAUAAGUAUGUAUAUACAAAUUUUAAAUACACAAUUGGGACUUAACGCUAUGGAAAAGCUUUUACAGAUAUAUAAUACCUAAAUAUCUGCUUCUUUAUUGCCGACGCUUCGACGUGGAUUGCACCACGUCGUGGUCACGACGGAACGUUUUGACGUAGUGUAAUCCACGUCGAAACAGGUGUGUAGGCAUUAUUUACCUGUAAAGGCUUUUACAUCGCGUUAAGUUCCGAUUGUGUAUUUAAAAUAUGUUUAAACAACGCGAAAGUUUAAAAUGAAGUAUGUUUAUCAUGUCCAAUAGCUUGAGUUCAAAUAUAAAGAUUUUUGACGAGUUAGACAUUUGCCUAAAUAGUUGUAAAGUGUUUUCUCUAUUAAUUUUUAGAAUAUAUACCUUAGGUUAGAUUAGUGACUAUCUUAAGAUUUGACCUCACAAAUAUUAUAUUUAGUAUUUCUGUAUCUAAUUUUGGAAUUGUAAAUGGAAUAGGUUUCAAAAGUUGUUUUUGUAAAAACCGUCGACGAAUAAUCUACACUCAAAACGACCAAAGAUUUGAUUAUUGUAAUAGUUAAGUGCUAGUUAAUUUACGAUUUUAAUAAUUGUAUUAAGAAAAAUCACCGUUUAGGACGUUUACAAACAUUUAUUACUGUUCUCACAAAUACAUUUGACAUCCACCAUUUGCCUCUAGUCACACGAUUUAACGUAAAAUUCACACUCGUGCCAUAAAUGAACGCUCUCUGUGUUGAAAUGACGAACACGUUCUAAUGUUGAUAUGAAUAAAUUAAAAAUAUAUUAUUUUCUAAA